Phoenix dactylifera (date palm) is the source of this 2178-nucleotide messenger RNA. Lineage: Eukaryota; Viridiplantae; Streptophyta; Magnoliopsida; Arecales; Arecaceae. The record is from RefSeq and is a predicted model, not a curated record.
AUCGCCUUUUCCAUGCACUUAUCAGUACUUUAGUUAUCAAAGAAACAAAAAAUUUUCUCCACGCCAGAAUUUUAUCUAUGAGAUCCAUGAUCACAUGUUAGCGUCCUCCUCCCUCGUGCAUCUUCAGAGCGAUUCCGAACUCGUUCUUAAUCUCUUAAGGGAGGUUAAAUAGUGAGAAGAAUCACUCCAAGCAGUAUCCGAACUGCGAAAACAUGGAGGAAGCCGAAGACAAAUACACAAAAGAUGGAACGACAGAUAUUCACGGAAACCCUGCUGUGAGGAAAGGCACCGGGAAUUGGAGGGCUUGCCCCUACAUUCUUGCGAAUGAAUGCUGUGAAAGGUUGGCAUAUUAUGGGAUGAGCACCAAUCUGGUGAACUACCUGAAGGACCAUCUCCACCAAGGGAAUUCCACGGCAGCAAAUAAUGUCACCAACUGGUCGGGCACGUGCUAUAUUUUGCCUCUGCUUGGGGCUUUUUUAGCUGAUGCCUACCUUGGAAGAUAUUGGACGAUCGCCAGUUUUAUGAUAAUUUAUAUCUUCGGUUUGACGCUGCUGACUCUGACAGCAUCCGUCGGAGGGCUGAAACCGGCUUGUAGGAACGGUGUCUGCGACCCCACGAAUGCUCAGAGUGCGGUGUUCUUCGUAGCGCUCUAUCUUGUUGCACUGGGUACUGGAGGGAUCAAGCCCUGCGUCUCUUCUUUUGGGGCCGACCAAUUUGAUGACUCAGAUGAAUCCGAGAAGAAAAGGAAGAGCUCCUUCUUCAAUUGGUUCUACUUCUCGAUCAACAUCGGGGCCCUGGUUGCGGCCUUGGUGCUGGUCUGGAUACAGGAGAAUAAAGGAUGGGGCUGGGGCUUCGGAAUCCCUGCGGUGGUAAUGUCCAUUGCGGUUGUGAGCUUCUUCUCGGGCACAGCAUUGUACAGACACCAGAAACCUGGAGGAAGCCCCCUCACACGCAUUGCCCAAGUUGUCGUCGCAUCUUUUAGGAAAUCCGGGGCGAAGGUACCUGCCGACAAAUCUCUACUGUACGAGAUUCCGGAGAAGGAAUCUGCAAUACAAGGUAGCCGCAAGCUCGAGCACACGAACCAGUUCGAGUUCCUGGACAAGGCAGCCGUGAGGAGUCAGGAUGAAAAGAUCGGCGGCCCCGCGGACCCAUGGAUGCUCUGCACGGUCACGCAAGUGGAGGAGCUCAAGAGCGUCCUGCGAAUUCUUCCGAUAUGGGCCAGCGGCAUCGUCUUCGCGACUGUCUACAGCCAGAUGGGCACCAUGUUCGUUCUCCAAGGCGAUACUCUAGAUCGCCGCAUGGGCCCCCAUUUCAAGAUCCCAGCCGCUUCGGUCUCCGUCUUCGACACCAUCAGCGUUAUCGUAUGGGUUCCGAUCUAUGAUCGCAUAAUAGUCCCGGUGGCUCGCAAGUUCACAGGUCGCGAGCGGGGCUUUACUCAGCUGACCAGAAUGGGCAUCGGCCUGGUCAUCUCCAUAUUCUCCAUGCUGGCUGCCGGGACCCUGGAGAUCGUGAGGCUCCGCAUCGUGGCGAGGGAUAACUUAUACGACCGUGAUGGCGAUAAUGACUAUGUGCCCUUGUCCGUAUUCUGGCAGGUGCCUCAGUACUUCAUCGUGGGGGCCGCGGAAGUGUACACCUUUAUCGGGCAGCUGGAGUUCUUCUACGACCAGGCACCCGACGCCAUGAGAAGCAUGCUUUCUGCUCUCUCGCUGACCACGGUGGCGCUUGGUAACUACUUAAGCACCCUGCUCGUCACGAUCGUCACGCACAUUACUACCAGGAACGGGAAGCUUGGGUGGAUUCCGGAUAACCUAAACCGCGGCCACCUCGAUUACUUCUUCUGGCUGCUGGCGAUACUCAGCGUUGUGAACUUCCUAGUCUACCUUCUGAUCGCCAAGUGGUACAGCUAUAAGAAGACGGCAGGCGAUGACACUGAAUUCCAGUAACUCUUAAUUAGAGGCGCACAUCUGCCGGAGCGGGCAAUCAAGAUUCGUCUGUUGGAUGCUCUUCUAUGAGCUUGUAAAUUUGUGGAAUAUAUCUAUCUAUCUAUAUAUAAAAGUAGCACGUACUGCCUAUGUAUGUCGUUAAGUGCAAGUCUCUAGAUUUGGAUUGUCUCCUUGGAUGCCAAGGCAACAUGUCUAUGUUAAAAUUCAUCGAAAAGAAAAGAUUGUGCGCUUUCAA